Molecule: messenger RNA, 1849 nt
Organism: Sinocyclocheilus rhinocerous
Lineage: Eukaryota; Metazoa; Chordata; Actinopteri; Cypriniformes; Cyprinidae
Gene: igfbp5b
Product: insulin-like growth factor binding protein 5b
Exons: 4
Coding region: 338-1132 (264 amino acids)
Biological process (GO): regulation of insulin-like growth factor receptor signaling pathway
Cellular component (GO): extracellular region
Molecular function (GO): insulin-like growth factor II binding; insulin-like growth factor I binding; fibronectin binding
Source: RefSeq, a predicted model, not a curated record
UCAGAAAACUUACAGAGGGGAAAGUGUUUUGGAAUCGGAAAGUCCAGAAUUUCAGUGCGCAACGAAUUGCGCACAAACUGGACUAUUGGAGAAUACCCAAGUGAAUCAUUUUUUAUAUUAAUAUAUUUAUAUGAAAAAUCCACCGGAUUCUUCUUCAUCAUCUAUUUUUCAUCAAAGACUGUUUCUAUUUUCUCAUUUUUAAGACACCCCAAACUGUGCUUUCACUUUGCAUGCGGAGUUUUCACUCGAAUCUGAGCCAAACGUUCAUGCGUUCUCAUAUCUAGUUCAUGCUCUCUUUUUUCUUUUAAAUCGGACCUCAUUCACUUUGAAACGAAGCAUGGCUCUUCUUGUGCUGGGUACAUUUCUCACGGCGUUGUCCAUCAGCGGAGGCUCUUACGUGCCGUGCGAGCCGUGCGAUCAGAAGGCGCUCUCCAUGUGUCCUCCGGUCCCGGUGGGCUGUCAGCUGGUGAAGGAGCCCGGCUGCGGCUGCUGCUUGACUUGCGCUCUGGCGGAGGGGCAGGCGUGCGGGGUGUACACCGGUACAUGCACGCACGGACUGCGCUGCCUGCCGCGCAACGGCGAGGAGAAGCCGCUUCACGCCCUGCUGCACGGCAGGGGAGUGUGCACGAACGAGAAGGGAUACAAACCACCGCAUCCACCCAUUGAUCGCGAAUCAAUAGAGCAUGAUGAUACAGUGAAGCCAGACACGACUGAAGACCAGAUUCCUAAAAUUCCCCUUUACCCCAAACCAGACGUAAUCAACAGCAAGAAGCAUGCUGCCGUGCGCAAGGACAAGAAGAAACAACAGGAGAAGCAUCGGUCACUGGGGUUGAUGGACUACUCCCCCCUUCCCAUCGACAAGCAUGAGCCUGAAUUUGGUCCCUGCAGAAGGAAGCUGGAUGGAGUCAUUCAAAGUAUGAAAGACACCUCCCGCGUCAUGGCUCUUUCCCUCUACCUGCCUAACUGUGACAGGAAGGGCUUCUUCAAGCGCAAACAGUGCAAGCCCUCCCGCGGCCGGAAACGAGGCAUCUGCUGGUGCGUGGACAAAUACGGCGUGCAGCUGCCCGGCACUGACUACAGCGGCGGUAACAUCCAGUGCAAGGAUUUAGAGAACAGCAACAACAACGAGUGAGAAUCAACCCACCCUGAUCACCAGACCUAGGGCCCACCUCCUUGUCCUGUCCCACCAGUCUACCCACCAGUCACUUUGAGAUUUUGAUGCAAAACGACAAAGAAACACAAAGGCUAUUACAAAUACGAACAAUCAGACUAAAAAGAAAAUGUUAAAGUGAGAUAAUCCACAGGAAUCGUUUUGACUGAGCGCUCAUCUCUAUCUCACUGGACUCAGCCAAUCAGAGGAGCCCCCUGCUAGAGCUGAGUCCCAGCAACAACAAUAAAAAAAAUUGCUAAAAAUAUAUAUAUACAUACAAUUAUAUAUUUUUAUAGAAGCUGGGGUUUGAGCACCAUACUGUUUUGUUUAAAGUUAACAUAAAACAAAAACAAAAAACCUACAAAAAAAAAGAAUAUAUGGCAUGUUGAAUAUUAACAGGGCUAUCUUGGUCUUUUACAUCUUUUGCUGUCAAGGUAUCAAAGGAGAUAGCAGGAACUUUUAUUAUUUGAAAAAAAAACGUGUUGUUUUUCAAAAGAAAAGAAAGAAAGGAAAACACAUGGUAGAGAUCUGCUGAUACAGUCAUCUCUAUCUGGCUUUUGUUUGGUCCUGUCAGAGCACUUAUUCAUUGGGGAACCUGCUUGGAAAUGUGUAACUUCACCAAGUUCAGUGUAUGCGUGUAUUUACGAGUGUGCGCUUGCGUACGCACGCGUGUGAGCAAUGAAAUACGGCGAUAGCAUU